Molecule: messenger RNA, 689 nt
Organism: Orussus abietinus
Lineage: Eukaryota; Metazoa; Arthropoda; Insecta; Hymenoptera; Orussidae
Product: Golgi-associated plant pathogenesis-related protein 1
Exons: 5
Coding region: 84-614 (176 amino acids)
Cellular component (GO): extracellular region
Source: RefSeq, a predicted model, not a curated record
AAAAUUAACAACUAAACCUCCUUACAAAAUUCUGAAAUAUCGCUUAACUUUUAAUUACCGAAAAUUCCAGCCCGCAACUAAAAAUGUCGAAGGAAAUUAACCCAGAAUUUAUAGAACAGUGCUUGAAAGUACACAACAAGUACAGGGCUCUGCAUGGAUCUCCGGAUCUGAAGAUCGAGGAAGAGCUGAACAAAUUCGCGCAAGAAUGGGCGGAGAGCCUGGCAAAGCAGGACAAAGCAGAGCACAGAGAUCAGGAUCAAUAUGGAGAGAAUAUUUAUGCAAUGUCGAAUACCGAUCCUGAGUGGAAAGGAGUGCACGCCGAAGAUGCCGUAAAAUCCUGGUACGACGAGGUCGCUCUGUACAAGUUUGGCGAAGACGAGCCAAAGGAUCUGACCGAAGUGGGACAUUUCACUCAGGUGGUGUGGAAGGAAACGCUAAAAGUAGGAGUCGGCCUUGCAACGAGCACUGGAGGUACCGUGUACGUGGUCUGCAAUUACGAUCCACCAGGGAACGUCGUUGGCCAAUUUCCAAAAUCGGUCCCGCCUUCCAAGGUGAGGUCGAAAAAGAGGAAAAGGUCCGCCCCAGGGCCUGGUAAAGCUAAACGAGGCCAAUGAACAUUAGAAACAAAAAAAGAGAAAAAAAAACGAAAAUAUGAGAAAUCACACCCUUACAUAUUUAGUUUGAAAUUA